UCUCAGUGGAAAACACAACUCCAUGUUCCAGACGGGAGGACUGAGGCUCUCAGUACGGUUGGACACACGCAUGCAUAAGGUCACACUGGGGAAGUCACAGCCCAACCGGGGCUGUGGAUGCAGCCCUUGGUAAAGUGUUUUCACAGCUCUAUCGGUGCCCUGGGUUUGUCCCCAGCACUACAUUAGCAUGCUGUUGUGCACACCUGUCAUCUCAGCACUGCGGAGGUAGAGGCAGGACCACCAGGAAGACAAGAUCGUCUUUAGCCAUGUAGCAAAUUGGACACCAACCUGGAUGACAUUCUCACAACUCGACACAUAAAAGGGUCAGGGACAAUAUGUCAGUCAAUAAAGUGCAUGAGGACCCUAGUUCAAAUCCCCCAACACUUGUGUAAAAGCAAGUGGCCGUAUCAACAACGUAAGGAAGUAGCCAGCACUGGGGUAAAGGGGUGAAGAAACAUUCUGCAGAGCCAGCAAGCUCCAGGUUCAGGUAGAAGCAUGCCUUUAAUCGAUACACAGGCAUGUUCAGGUAGAAGUAGUGUUGCAUGCCUUUCAUCGAUACACAGUGAACUCCAAGUUGUUUCAAACAAACAGAUAAAAGGCAGAGAGUGAGGAAGACACCAAAUGUUGACCUCUGAGCUACAUUCACUUGAACACUCACACAAAGGUGCACAUACCACACACACACAGAGUACAGCAUAACCAAAUGGGGCAUGUUAGGCACCCAAUGAAUUCCACAGACUGCUGUUACUGGGAUCCACAGUCUAGCCUGAGACUGGAAGUGAAGAUUCUGACCCAAGGUCAUACCUGAGCACAGCUGAGUUAGGGACUGGGCUCCAGUCUAAUGGGGCUCACUUUUCAGGGCAACUGAAACAUGGAGUGCAAACUGAGGCCUGUGAGACUCCUCUGCUGGCCAAGAUAGUCCUCACGGCUGGGAGGUCGCGAUAGGUCAGGGUCACUAUCACCAUGUUCCCAGCUCAGCGCUGCCCGCCCCACUCCCGGCGCGGUGAGCACGCGCUGCCUCUUUAAGGCCCCAAGUCCUCCUUCCCCUUGCAGGCAAACGCUGGGAUUGCACCGGCCCGCGGGACCGGCGGUCCAGAACGUUGUGCGCGUGCGCAGUUGGAAGCGCACUGGCGGCUCUGCGGGGGCCGCGGCAGGAUGGCGUGCGCUCCGGCGGCCCUCGGUCCCCACGCGCUCUGGGCCGUCGCCUGGGGACUCCUGCUGCUGGUCCCCGUGUCUGCCGGAGCGCAACGUGGCAGAAAGAAAGUCGUGCAUGUGCUGGAGGGCGAGUCCGGCUCCGUGGUGGUGCAGACGGCGCCCGGGCAGGUGGUGAGCCACCGUGGUGGCACCAUCGUCUUACCCUGCCGUUACCAUUACGAGGCGGCCGCUCACGACCACGACGGCGUCCGUCUCAAAUGGACGAAGGUGGUAGACCCUUUGGCCUUCACCGAUGUCUUCGUGGCUCUGGGUACCCAGCACAGAGCCUUUGGUCCCUACCGAGGGCGAGCCGAGCUGCAGAACGACGGGCCCGGGGACGCCUCCCUGGUCCUCCGAAAUGUCACCCUGCAGGACUAUGGACGCUACGAGUGUGAGGUCACCAAUGAGCUAGAGGAUGAUGCCGGCGUAGUCAAGCUGGACCUGGAAGGCGUGGUCUUCCCCUAUCACCCGCGUGGAGGCCGCUACAAGAUGACUUUCGUGGAAGCACAGCGAGCUUGUGCUGAACAGGAUGGUAUUCUGGCGUCCGCCGAGCAGCUGCACGAAGCCUGGCGCAAUGGCCUGGACUGGUGCAAUGCAGGAUGGCUGCGCGAUGGCUCCGUGCAGUAUCCAGUGAGCCAGGCCCGGGAACCCUGUGGCGGGGCCGGGAGCAGUGGGGCUGGUGAAGGCACGAAUGGGGGCGUGCGCAAUUAUGGAUAUCGCCAUAACGCUGAGGAACGCUAUGAUGCAUUCUGCUUCACGUCCAACCUCCCUGGCCGCGUGUUCUUCCUGAAGCCUCUACGGCCGGUGGCCUUGGCCGGGGCAGCUCGCGCUUGCGCGGCACGAGGUGCGACAGUGGCCAAGGUCGGGCAGCUGUUCGCCGCGUGGAAGCUGCAGCUUUUGGACCGCUGCACUGCCGGCUGGCUGGCCGAUGGCAGCGCGCGCUACCCCAUCGUGAAUCCGCGAACUCGCUGCGGGGGCCCCCGGCCGGGCGUACGGAGCCUCGGUUUUCCUGACGCCUCACGACGUCUCUUCGGCGUCUACUGCUACCGCGCUCCAGGUGCCCCAGACCCGGCUCCAGGAGGCUGGGGCUGGGGCUGGGAGGGCGGAGGAGGCUGGGCAGGAGGGUCAAGGGACCCGGCUGCCUGGACCCCGCUGCGUGUCUAGGACUGCGAGGACGGGCAUUUGGGGAUGCUGGUGGCUGAUCCAGGGGCCCUGCACACCCCAUGGAGACAGACUACAUACCAGAGAACCCUUGAACACGUCACACUCCCGUGGUGUGCUGACUCAACUCCCUGUGGUCUUAGGACUCUGACCACACCUCCUGAGGUCUCCUUGAUACGCGGCGACCCCUGCAGUGCCCUGCAGGCUGACACACCUGUUGAGGCCCUUGUUCGCUGACUGUGCGGCUCUCUGAGACACCCUGAUAGUGGCCAAGCCCACUUUUCUGGAUAGUGGAUGUCUGGAAGAGCCUCGCUCCCCGCCCCCAACCUGAGGAUCUCAGUAGACCAACAGGACCCCAUGGUUUCCUAAAAACCUUUCUGUGGCCUCCUGGAAAACAGUCCCUGUCAGUCACCUGGAGGCUGGACCCCCAGGAUUAACUGGAGACUGGCCACACAAACCCUCUGCCUUUCCUGGGAGCUGGAAAACUGGUUUUAGACAGUCGACUGUCCACUGACUUUUUCUCAUUACUUAGUGAAGAAACAGAAAACUAUGAGUCAAAAGGUGGCCACGCCCUGUUCCAGCGGGUGGCGCAGAGGCUGGGUAUUCCCGCGUUUCCAGAGAGUCUAUUUAACUUUCUAAGGCAACAUGCCUAGUCCUCAGUCACUAUGGAAGAGAGUCCCAACACUCUGGCUUCAUGGGAGAAUGUCCCCAGCUGGCUCCCAGGAACAGUGACCAUGCCUACCCCUCAGGUAUGUCUCUGGCCAGAGAUUAGACUUGCCUGAAUGUCCCUUUGCAGGGCUCCUUGGAGCUGUCACCAAAGACAUCAUUUCCUCAAACCUGAAACCCCUGAAAAUCUCACUUGCUAUAGAGACAUGCUGCAAUGCUUCUUAAGAUGAGAAAAGUCACUAAUACAUCUUUACCUGUCCUCUCACCCCUUACACCGAGUUCCACACUUUUCCUUUCUUACUGGUCUAGAGCCCAGACACCUACCACUCCAUUUCCAGAUGUCCCCAUCCUGAUGGACUGCUAUGGAGACUGUUUUCCCCUCUAAGUCCUCAGGGUGACCCAGCAUUCAUUUCUCUAGUCCUCUCCAUGGAAACAAGCUGCCCCAUUCCCAAGGUGCACCUCCCUCUCUUCUCAGCCAUCCAAGACCCUCCUGGAGACAGCUUGAACCUCACAGCUGUUGCCAUGGAGACCAAACUCUGGUGUCCAAGAUAACAGAACACCUGUCCCUCCAAGGUUUCCCUCCAGGAUUCUGUCCUGUUCAGCUGUUGCCAUAGAGACCGUCAAUGUCUCCAUGACAGCCCAUCUGCAGCUCUUAGGAACUUCGAGCCAAGGGCAGAGUUCUGAUUGGAGCUGCCUGCUGCGUUCCUCAGGGCCUGACAAAUGUCCCUUUUUCAGAUGGGCCCAGGCAGGGCUGUGCUUCUGGAGCAGCUGCCUACCACAGUUCAUUUGCAUGUUAACUCUACAGGAGGCAGCAGCUAAGCACAAGCCACUACUGAAACCCCUCACAUUUUAAAUUAUCACCCUGUAGGCGAGAAAAGAGACUGUAGCAUAGGGUCAGAGCUCUCCUUCCCUGGAGAUCAAGGAGGGUGGAAUGUUCCUGAAAACACCAAUUCAGUUUCUGAGGAAACAUGUGUGUUCAAGGGUCAGGAUCAACAUCCAAAGACUGUAUAGUCAGAGCCAUCCCAGAUGCAGGAGUUCCCAGCUCUGAGGUGCUGCUUGGAGCAGCAAGUGCCCUUGUCAGCACCCUCCAGCCUGCCCCAUUCUGCAAAACCCACCUUUGAGUCUGGAAGCUGGAUGGCUGUGGGCUCAAGCCACUCAUUUUGUUGUAAAAUGUUUGACCAAGUGACAGAACUUGACCAGGCUCUUUCUUCUCUGGACCAGGAUUGCUCGGGGGUCACACAGAGCAGCCUGCAGCCCCAUGUUCAAUAAAUCUUUGUUCCUUUUGAUGACUGAGAAACAUA
This is a messenger RNA of Myodes glareolus (Bank vole), 4322 nucleotides long. It is a transcript of the gene Hapln4, whose product is annotated as hyaluronan and proteoglycan link protein 4. NCBI's taxonomy places the organism in Eukaryota, Metazoa, Chordata, Mammalia, Rodentia, Cricetidae. Gene Ontology annotation, cellular component: synapse; perineuronal net. The record is from RefSeq and is a predicted model, not a curated record. Gene Ontology annotation, biological process: cell adhesion; central nervous system development; glial cell differentiation. Gene Ontology annotation, molecular function: hyaluronic acid binding.